Molecule: messenger RNA, 1437 nt
Organism: Rasamsonia emersonii CBS 393.64
Lineage: Eukaryota; Fungi; Ascomycota; Eurotiomycetes; Eurotiales; Trichocomaceae
Product: squalene monooxygenase
Exons: 2
Coding region: 1-1437 (478 amino acids)
Biological process (GO): ergosterol biosynthetic process
Cellular component (GO): endoplasmic reticulum; membrane
Molecular function (GO): flavin adenine dinucleotide binding; squalene monooxygenase activity
Source: RefSeq, a predicted model, not a curated record
AUGUCGUCCACUACCACCGCCACGAUCGCCUCGGAGGCUGCCGAGGAGCGCAGACGAGUCCACCACCAGGCCGAUGUGCUGAUUGUCGGGGCGGGCAUCGCCGGCUGUGCCUUGGCGGUGGCCCUGGGGAGACAGGGACGGAGUGUCUUGCUGCUGGAGAAGUCGCUCAAGGAGCCUGACCGUAUCAUCGGCGAGUUCCUGCAGCCCGGCGGCGUGCAGGCGCUGGAGCAGCUGGGCCUGAGCGACUGCCUGGAGGGCAUUGAUGCCAUCCCCGCCAAGGGCUACGACGUCAUCUACCACGGCGAGCAUGUGCAGAUCCCCUAUCCCAAGGAGGACGGCCCUUCGUCGCCUGCCGCCGAGGGCCGGUCCUUCCACCACGGCCGCUUCGUCAUGAAGCUGCGCGAGGCCGCCAUGGCGAGCCCCAAUGUCACCGUUGUCGAGACCACCGCGACCUCGCUCAUCACGGCGCCCCGGACGAAAGAAGUUAUUGGUGUCGAGUGCACGAGCAAGGGCGCCGACACCCCGGACUGCUACUUCGCGCCCCUGACGGUCGUCGCAGACGGAUACGCGUCCAAAUUCCGGAAAGACCACCAUCCGCACACGCCCAAGGUCAAGUCGAGGUUCUGGGGCCUCGAGCUGAUCGACGCGGAGCUGCCGAUGAAGUACCACGGACACGUCGUGCUGAGCGACAACCCGCCCGUGCUGCUGUACCAGAUCGGAACGCACGAGACGCGGGCGCUGGUCGACAUCCCCGAGAACCUCCCGUCGGCGUCGGUGAAGAACGGGGGCGUCAAGGCCCAUCUGCGGAAUGUCGUGCUGCCCUCGCUGCCCGAGUGCGUGCAGCCGUCUUUCCUCGCGGCCAUCGAGAAGGGCAAUCUCCGCUCCAUGCCCAAUUCGUUCCUGCCCCCGGCCACGAACAAGACGCCCGGGCUGAUCAUCCUGGGAGAUGCGUUGAACAUGCGCCAUCCGCUGACGGGCGGCGGCAUGACGGUGGCCUUCAACGACGUGGUGAUGCUGCGGGAUCUGUUGAGUCCGGAGAAGAUCCCUACUUUUGCAGACACGGACCGGGUGAUGAAGCAGAUGUCCACGUUCCACUGGCGGCGAAAGAGCUUUGCGUCGGUGAUCAACAUUCUAGCCCAGGCGCUGUACAGUCUUUUUGCGGCUGAUGAUGACAACCUCCGCAUUCUCCAACGCGGCUGCUUCCGCUACUUCCAGCUCGGCAUGAUCGACGGACCCAUCGGCCUGCUCGCAGGCCUGAUCAAGCAGCCCUCGGUUCUGUUCUGGCACUUCUUCUCCGUCGCCUUCCUCUCCAUCUGGCUGCUGUUCGCCGAGACGCCGUUCUACCGGUGGCCGCUGGCCAUUUUCCGGUCCUUUGCCGUCUUCUGGACUGCCUGCGUCGUUAUCUUUCCGUAUAUCUUUGCUGAGAUGAGGCGAUAG